AUGGAAGUCACGGCAUCUCUAGAGGUCAAGCUGGCGACCACGGCAUCAAAGAAGGGAAAGAAGGUGGUGGAGGAGGUGGUGGCGGCAGUGGAGGAGGAGACGUCGGCGACCCCAGCGGCAACAGCGGUGGCGGAGGCGGCACCGGCUCCGGCGACGGCCACCGUGUCGACAGCGGAGGCGGCUGCACCACCACCGGUUGAGGGGGCAACAAAAACAACAACAACAACACCGGCGGCGGCUGCAGGAGCAGCGGUGGAGGAGGAGGAAGAGGAGGAGUAUGUCGUGGAGAAAGUCCUGGAGCGUCGCAUUUUCAAAGGGAAAGUGGAAUUCUUGCUGAAAUGGAAGGGCUUCUCUGACGAGGACAACACAUGGGAGCCAGAGGACAACCUGGAUUGCCCUGACCUGAUCGCAGAGUUCAUGCAGAAGCUGAAGGAGAAGGAGGAGAAGAAGAAGGAGGGCAAGAGGAAAGCAACCAGCGAGACCUCUCCGGACACUGAGGAGAAGGGGAGCAAGAAGAAGAAGGAGGAGACUGAGAAGGCCAGGGGCUUUGGUCGCGCACUGCAGCCAGAGAGGAUUAUUGGGGCGACAGAUUCCAGCGGAGAGCUAAUGUUCCUCAUGAAGUGGAAGAACUCUGACGAGGCGGACCUCGUCCCGGCCAAGGAGGCCAACGUCAAGUGUCCGCAGGUCGUGAUCUCCUUCUACGAGGAGCGCCUCACCUGGCACUCCUACCCCGCCGAGGAGGAGGAGAAGAAGGAGGAGGAGAAAAAGGACUAGAGAGGGGCGGGGGCAGGCCAAAAGGAGGGAGAGGGCCGGAGGUAUCUCCAGUCCGUCUUUUAAUCAACGAUGUAAAAAUGCUCUCCUCCCAAGGUACGGUUUGCACACAUUGACAACUCGUAAAACAUUUUCUGUCCUCUCACCCCCCCCCCCCCCCUGCACAUGAGAAGAGUCCUCCUUUUUAGAAACUGCACAUAAGCAUUAAUUUGCAUCAUGGUUGGUAACGACACUUUUAACCGGAGAAUCUGUUUUUGAGGCAUCAAUAUCUACCUGAUUUUGAAAUGGAAGAACUACAGGGCCUGAACCCUAGCCACUGCUUUCCUCACACAAUACUUAAUCUGAAAAUUUCAUGUGCUCGAGGGACAAAUGACUAAACCACAACACUGCCAUAUCUGCUCUUUAUAGUGGCUUUUCAUGGAAGUGCAUUCGUUCAAGCUGUUGCGUGGUUAAUAUUGAGCUACGGGGCACAUUGACAUACGAUCCAUAAUGAUGUCCACAUGUUGACGGGACGGUUGCUUUUUACCUACCCGAGUAUCUGAUCAAGUACAGAAAAGCAUUCAACUGAUGGUUCUCCCUCCCUCCCCCUCGACUGAUUCAUGUAUCAACAAUUUUUUAAAGGGAAAACUUACAGAAGUGUGGUUUCAUGUCAUGUAUAUAGUUUCCUUUACCUUCCUUCCCGGAGUGGGAACAACCCAUUUGAGGUCAUAUUCAAAAGUUUACUGUUGGUCAUACUUCUUGUAGUGCAUUAGUAUUCAACAAAUUAUUGUGGCGAACUUGGUGAACAGAGUAACAUCUGCUCCUGCUGAGGUUCGUGCAGGGGUGGAUUUGUACCUACUGUUGACCUGUGAGCUUCAGCCUGAUGGACCAGCAGUCUGGUCUCUUUUGAACUCAAACAUGAUCACACAAGGGAACCCACUUAUCAACAAGCUGUUGUGCCUCAUAGCUUUCCAGUAUUUAAAUAAUAUUACAAACAAACGCCUUUUUAUGAAGGUAGACUAGACAUGAUGCUGCUAUGCAGCUUCAUGGAUUAUCACAAGUACUAUUAAAAACAACAAUUGAACCAAAACCUCAUGGUAGUGAUGUAGUUCUGUUUAAGACAAGGUGGCCACUCUGCAACAGGUACAGAUAUGGAGACGGGGAGUCGUUAUUAGCAUUUCAUCCUUUUGGUUAAACCUUUAAAUACUUCAGUGUAACAUUAUAUUGGUGCUCAAUGUUUGGAGAUAUUCUACAAUAAAACCAAAUGCUGGUUAAUUUGUGGUUGAGCUCUGUUCAGGUAGUUAUGGCUAUUUUCUUAUGACAUUGGGAGAAACGUUAACCACUGUGGUCCAUUUGAAGGAAUGUCCUAGUUCACCUCUUACUUCUGCUGAUCGGCAGAACUGUCCCAGGAAGGCCGAUGGAAUUGCGUUUUACAAACACACUUCAUUCCAAUCCUCAUUUAUGCGAUCGCUACACACUAGCCGCGUUUACAUGGCACAUCUGAUCCGCAUAGAUUUCUAUGCGGAAUAGAUCUGUUCCUAAAAUGUGAUCUGAAUGUACUGUAUACAUGGCAGUAACAAAAGUGUCCGUUAUGUCUCUCGCGCACACCAGACGCAUCUCUGGACCGGCGGCGACAUAAUGGACGUCUUAUCACUAUUUGGCAUUGUGAAUUCGAUUUUUAAUGUAAGCACAGCAGGAGAGAGCUUUUCUCUGCCUGCGCCUUCAAUUAUGAAGGAGGACAGCAAAGCUACGUCAAUUUCUCGUCCAAUCUUUAUAUUUACCCCCUCCUCCAAGAGGACAUUUGUCUCCUCGAAGGUCCAAUUGCGAACUACUGCAGCUGCAGUAGUUCGUUAAGUAUUUUAACGUUCAGCCUGCAAAAGUACUAGUAGUAGCCUACUCAUUUACAGUUAUCUCGGACGCGCAAGGACACUACGAUACGCGAACACGUCAUUAAUAAACACCCAUGUCCCGUCGCUUAGCAACCUGAAACGCUUACGGACUACUUACGGAGUGGUAAGAAAGACGUGAAUCAGGCAAUAAAUCCACUUUCCUUGACAGCGGUCAAGUUCGGUGUGCAUAAAAGUACAGACGGAGCUCAGUGGACCAAUUGCGAACUACUGCAGCUACUCUAAGUUAAACCCCAAUCUAUUCGGAAUAAGUGUGUACAUGUCGAUUAAAACGGACUACACCACUUCUUCUAUUCGGCAUAGAAUUCUAUGCCGAACAGAUAAUUGUAUUCCGAAUGAGGCGUAUAUAUGAUCAUUUUCUAUGCCGCAUAGAAAUCGAUGCGGAUCAGAUGUGUCCAUAAACGCGGCUAGUGAUGACUGUACUUAUUUAGCAUCACCUGGGAUAUUCUCAAGUCAUGGAAACGUUUCAACCUUUUUCGAACUGUGGUUACAUUGUUUUUAUUUUUCAACUGAAGACGUUAUCUUCUAUCUUUAGGUAGCUGUGAUAAACAAUUUGUCAAGUAGAAAACCUAAGAUAUUAAUGUUUAUCAGAAUUUUCAAUGUUUAAGCUGGUUUGGCGAGAUGCUGUCGCCUUGUAUGAUUAAUAAAAAAAAAUGGUUCCAAUGGCAUGUGUUGAACGUAACCCAGGUCUCUGAAGCGCACCUAUUAUACCACCGGGUUAAUUUACUCUUUAUCACUACCAAUGUCAGUUCUUUCUGGUGGCCUCCUCCCAAUUGGCCAGUCCUGUUUGAUGUCACAAAGUUACAUUAUUUUGUAUGACUCAUGAACCUCCAAUCUGGCUGUACAAUAAGGGCCCUUUCCAUUUUUUAUGCACACUAUAUUAAAGAUAAGUGCUUAUUUUCUUAGACCUGGGGCACUAGAACAUGGCGGACAGUAUCAUUUAGUUUUAAAAUACAUGUAAAGUUAAAUGUAAUGUUUUAAUUGAGAUGUGAUUGGUAAUUUCAAGUUAGAAUGUAAAGUCAGUUUUAUUUUGUUCACCCUUUUCCACAGUGUUUGUAAUACAAUUACAUGGCUGCAGCUCGCUCCUCCAGUUGGCCCCAUCUCGUGUCUUUGUAAUUACCCCCAAUAAGCCGCUGUUCUCUUGUUGCAUGUCUGUGUUUCCUGUGUUGAAUCAUUAUGACGACUACUACUCCUUUUAAUGAUGUGUUUUGGACAAUAAAGAAUGUUUGCUUUGGUAAA
Messenger RNA from Gadus macrocephalus (Pacific cod), 3896 nucleotides. It is a transcript of the gene cbx1a, whose product is annotated as chromobox homolog 1a (HP1 beta homolog Drosophila). Gene Ontology annotation, biological process: negative regulation of transcription by RNA polymerase II; chromatin organization. The transcript has 5 exons. The record is from RefSeq and is a predicted model, not a curated record. Gene Ontology annotation, cellular component: pericentric heterochromatin; nucleus. Lineage: Eukaryota; Metazoa; Chordata; Actinopteri; Gadiformes; Gadidae. Gene Ontology annotation, molecular function: chromatin binding. Bases 1 to 774 code for a protein of 257 amino acids.